UUUUGCGCUAUAUCCUGUUUUGUAGUUAAUUAACAAUGCACGCAUUAAUUGAGUUACAAAUGCCAACUGAAGCUAAUUUGCAAUUGCAUUUUUUGCCAGCAAAAAUUUUGGCAGACGAAGUAGCUGAAGUAAAGAAAUAUUUUGAGAUAUAUUCUGUUAGACAAAACGAUUUCUUGGAAAACUCUUUGCGUGGACACUUGUUGUUAGGAGAAAGUGUACAAGCUCCUAGCGGUUAUAAAAGUGUUGUAUUGCAAGAUUCUCGAGGCGCCCAUCGAAAAUUAAAAAUUAAAGGGUGUUUUCAAGACUUCACAUACUGGAACUACGAUAGAAGUCCAAAGCAGGCGAAUGUAUAUAAGCAAGCUUUACAAGCGCUGCACAUUUCAGAGGUGACUGAGCGUCUUUUUCCAACGAACGCUUCAUUGAAAUAUUACUAUACCAUUGAUGACGAGCUUAUAUCGACAACAUCUGGAAUUACGAAACUUCAGAAAAGUUUUCUUUUUUGCAUGUAUCGCAAAGAGAAGGUCGAACUAAAACGGACGCAGUCCGAAUCAAUAGGAUAAAAGCAAACAUAUAAAUAACACAAACGAGCAGGAUUAUUAUCCAUAUUCUAUACGGUUGCGGAUGAAUAUUUUAUCUCCACCAUAAAAAAUUUGUGGAUUGAGAUGUUGAAAUUAAAUACUCUGUUAUUAUUUUUUUUAGCUUUCUUAUCCAGUUGACGAAAAGGAGAUUGCUUCCAUUAUAAGCAAUAAAGGAAAGGACGAACAAACAUUCUGAGCAUGGGAA
This is a messenger RNA of Glossina fuscipes, 783 nucleotides long. RefSeq lists its product as uncharacterized. Gene Ontology annotation, biological process: RNA catabolic process. The coding region runs from base 36 to 560 and encodes 174 amino acids. NCBI's taxonomy places the organism in Eukaryota, Metazoa, Arthropoda, Insecta, Diptera, Glossinidae. The transcript is spliced from 2 exons. The record is from RefSeq and is a predicted model, not a curated record. Gene Ontology annotation, cellular component: ribonuclease H2 complex.